Messenger RNA from Phalaenopsis equestris, 698 nucleotides. Its product is annotated as B3 domain-containing protein Os04g0386900-like. The record is from RefSeq and is a predicted model, not a curated record. The coding region runs from base 94 to 582 and encodes 162 amino acids. Gene Ontology annotation, molecular function: DNA binding. The transcript is spliced from 3 exons. Lineage: Eukaryota; Viridiplantae; Streptophyta; Magnoliopsida; Asparagales; Orchidaceae.
AAUCCAUCUUCUCUUCUCUGAUCUCUCUUUUGCGGUAUCCGUACUAUUUUGUUGAAGUUUGGUCUUCUUUGUUUCUGCUGCUUUCCCACUUCAAUGUCUGAUAUUUUAGAAAAUGAAUCCAAAAGCCAAUCAAAUUGUAGCCAAAAACUUCAGCAAGAGCAGAGUCUGUCAACCCAAGAAUCAAACAAUGCUGGUCCACCAGUGUCAAUCUGCAGUACACCGCUCACAGGAAACCCAUACUUCACCUCCGUUGUUGUAAAAUCUCAAGUAGAGGCGCCAUAUCAACUGGUAGUACCAGCAUGGUUUCGGAAAUCUCUACCAAAAGCUACAAUUCAAGCAUACCUUGUACAUAAAGGAAAGACGUGGGAGAUGAAAUACUAUGGAGAAAGCAGACUUAAGAGGCUUGGUUGUGGAUGGAAGAAAUUUGCGCUUGAAAACAAUUUAAAAGUAGGAGAUGGGUGUGUUUUUGAGCUUAUGGAUGAUGACAAGGAAUUGAGGCUUGGAGUUCAAAUUCUUAACGGUCAAAUUCCUGUAGAGUUCAUCAGACUGGGAAGCGCUGAAAAGCCUAUCAUUAUUGACUGAAGGUUAAUCUUCUUCAACCACUUCACUGUAAUAUAUGUAUGAUACUGUAUUAAAUGUAUGAUGAUGCUGAAGGAUUCUGUUGCUUAUUAUGGAGGUGUUUCUGCAAGUAUGUUUGA